UUAGAAAACUAUUUUUGGUCCUUUUUAAGUUUUAGGAUCUAGCUUUUUCGGGUGUGUUUGUUCAGUCUGAACAAUAUCUGGGUUUUGAUUGAAUGUUGUUAUUUUCUGAAAAUUGGCUAAUUUUCUUCUUAAAUUGAGCUAAACUGGUUUUGGUUGUGAUUGUUUCCGGAAAGAUUAUGAAAAUUGCUUUUCUUUAUAUAUAAAUUUCAAUUUUUGAGCUAUUUAUGAACUUCUUAUCUGUUCUGUUAUAGUAAUAUAUACUUUAAAAAGAAAUUUUGUAUAUGAUGAUUUUUGUUCUGUUUUUACACGUUCAGCUAUUUGUAGGAUUUGGAUUAGUUUUAUUUGUGUAAAUGAUUGAAACAAUGUUGCUUUAUGUGGAGUGUACUGUGUUUGGUUUGAAUAAUUGAAUCUCGUGUGAAUUUGGUUCCAAAUUUGGUGAAAAAGAGUGAUGCACUGAGCAAUGGCGCUUAAGAGUACAGCUCCAAAGGCGGCUGAGAUUGCCAUAGGGUCCAUUGGAUGUGGAUAUGAUAUUGGAAUGGAUCUUCGGCUGAAGUACUGUAAAGGGAAUUCAAAAGAUUCAUGUCUUAUUGAGAUUCAUGAAGAUGGACGCCAUGAGAUUGUUUUACCUGGUGGAGUUUCAAUACCCAAUGUGUCCAAGUCAAUAAAAUGUGAUAAAGGAGAGCGCACGCGGUUCAGGUCUGAUGUCCUCUCCUUCCAGCAGAUGUCAGAGCAAUUCAACCAAGAAAUAUCUUUGACUGGAAAAAUACCUUCAGGCCUCUUUAAUUCCAUGUUUGAAUUCUCUGGUUGUUGGCAAAAAGAUGCUGCUAAUACCAAGACACUUGCUUUUGAUGGGGUUUUCAUCACCCUUUACUCAGUUGCACUGGAGAAAUCUCAAAUUGUGCUACGAGAUCAUGUCAAGAAAGCAGUCCCAUCUACAUGGGAACCAGCAGCAUUAGCAAGGUUUAUUGACACUUAUGGAACCCAUAUAAUUGUUGGUGUGAAGAUGGGAGGGAAGGAUGUUAUUUACAUAAAACAGCAGCAUUCAUCUACUCUUCAACCUGCUGAUAUCCAGAAAAGAUUGAAGGAUAUGGCUGAUAAAAGGUUUUUAGAUGCCAGUGGACAUUAUAACUUGGCGCCUGAGCAAGUCUUCCAGAGUGACAAGUUUGAAAUUAGGGAGCAGCGGCUAAGGUUUGCUAGUAACAGUCCAUCAAGUUCAUAUGCACAGAAAGAGGACAUUAUAAGCAUUUACAAAAGGAGAGGUGGAAGUGAUAAUAGAAACCUUUCCCAUAAUGACUGGUUACAGACGGUUCAGUCAGAGCCUGAUGUAAUCUCAAUGUCCUUUAUCCCUAUUACUUCUCUAUUGAAUGGAGUUCCUGGUAGUGGAUUUCUGAGCCAUGCCAUAAACCUAUAUUUGCGAUAUAAACCACCAGUUGAAGAGCUCCACCAGUUUCUGGAAUUUCAGCUUCCAAGACAGUGGGCCCCAGUUUUCAGUGAACUUCCUCUUGGUCCACAACGAAAGCAACAAAGUACUGCCUCUUUGCAAUUCAGCUUCAUGGGGCCCAAGCUUUUUGUGAAUACUACUCCGGUUGAUGUGGGUAAGAGGCCUGUGACUGGCCUCCGUCUAUAUCUAGAAGGUAAAAGGAGCAAUCGCUUGGCCAUCCACUUGCAGCACCUUUCCUCCCUUCCAAAAAUAUUCCAACUUGUAGAUGAUCCAAAAGGGAACUUCUGCCAAGAGUCUCAUGAUCGUAAAUACUAUGAGAGAGUUUAUUGGAAGAACUACUCUCACGUAUGCACUGCUCCCAUUGAAUCUCAGGAGGAACUUUCAAUUGUAACUGGAGCCCAGUUGCAGGUUGAGAAUCAUGGUUUUAAAAAUAUUCUCUUUUUACGGCUACGCUUCUCGACUGUCUUGGGAGCGAUGUCUAUUAAGCAUCCAGAAUGGGAUGGAUCACCUCGGUUGGCACCUAAGUCUGGACUCAUAUCCACACUAAUUAGUCAUCACUUCACAACAGUUCAGAAACCACCUCCAGGGCCAGCUGAUGUGAAUAUAAACUCCGCUGUUUACCCUGGAGGCCCUCCCGUACCUGUUCAAGCUCCUAAGCUUUUGAAAUUUGUUGAUACAACAGAGAUAACAAGAGGACCACAAGAGGUUCCUGGAUAUUGGGUUGUUUCUGGGGCAAGAUUAGUCGUCAAGAAGGGAAGGAUCUCUCUCCUGGUAAAGUAUUCUUUAUUGACUGCAAUAUUACCUGAUGAAGAUGACAUUGAUGAGCACUAGCGGAUUUUCCCUUCCACUUAUCACCUUGCUUUUUUUGCCCGCUAUGUUAGUAAAUAUUAAUAGAAAAAAGUUACUGAAGAUGAGUAUAGAGAAUGGGGAGUGGGGAGUGGAAACAUAACAAGUCAUAUUUACAGGGAUAAACUUAAUGGGGAUGGGUGAAUGGAUGGGAGGUUAAAGAGCUUAGGAGAUAUAAAUUCAAGUUGCAUUUCUUGUAAUGUAAAUUUUAUCAUUGCUUGUUUCUAAUAUAAAUUCUUCAAGUUUCAUGCUCAA
Molecule: messenger RNA, 2542 nt
Organism: Gossypium raimondii (Peruvian cotton)
Lineage: Eukaryota; Viridiplantae; Streptophyta; Magnoliopsida; Malvales; Malvaceae
Product: MACPF domain-containing protein At4g24290
Exons: 7
Coding region: 461-2272 (603 amino acids)
Biological process (GO): plant-type hypersensitive response; regulation of salicylic acid mediated signaling pathway
Cellular component (GO): plasma membrane
Source: RefSeq, a predicted model, not a curated record